AUCCCGUUCAUGGCAACAGAACUCAGAUACGGCUCACAUUUUCCUCAGUACUCGAGGACCUACCUUUGAGAAAUUGUUCCACUGCAAUCCGGCCCAUCAAAUCCUUUCUUCCCAGCUGGAACAAACAAACGCACAGGUCAUUUUCUCUAUUCCACUAGAAACAAAAUUCCACCGCUGCUCAGCUCUCCUUCAUCUUGCCUUUGAUCGCCCAAACAGCAACACCCCAUCCAUUAUCAGAGAGCAUCUGCCUCUCCAUUAUUUCACAACCCCGCAACAAAACAAACACUCUUUCCCACACAGAAUCAAAUCACUACACGAGGGAGUCUCCCCAAGAAACCCAGCUUCAUCACGCACAAUCAUUUCAUGGCCAGCUGGACCCCAAUCAACAGUCCCAAGCCCAAGCCUGCCAAAAACAUGACCUCGACUCCAAAGUCGGCCAAGAAGGCACAGUCCCUCGCUGGAGGCUCGCCCGCUGUUGGUGGCGAGAAACUCACCGAUCGGGAGUUGCUGAUUCUCAGCAAGGCCUGGGGUUGCAUGAAGACUCAGCCAGAGAUCGACAUGCCCAAGCUCGCCUCGGAGCUCGGCAUGACCAACGUCGGCUCCGCCACCAACGCCUGGGGCCGCAUAAAGAAGAAGCUCUUCAGCGGCGUCAUGGACUCUCCCGGUGGUGUCGGAAGUGGUGGUGGUGGUGGCCGCAAGCGCGGCAGAGCCGCCGCUGCAGACGACGAUGACGACGACGACGACCGCGACGACGAACAGACCCCCACCAAGAAGUCCAAACCUGCCUCCCGUGCCGGCAGGAAGCCCGGCCGAAAGGCCAAGACCCCGGCUGCCGCCGCCGACGAGAAUGCCGAUGACAGCGAUGACGAGAACCCCAAGAAGGAGGCCAAGGCCGAGGAGGGGUACAUCAAGCCCGAGAAGAAGGACGACGACCACGAGGAGCAUGGUGCUGGCGGUGACGACGGCGAGGGGGACAUGGCGGGAACUGCUUGAUGUUCUCUUUUGGAAAAAUGGGCAAGGAAAUUCCGACGAGUUCUUUCUCAGUUCUGUCAUGUCCUUGACUUGCAUUAUCAUGUCUUUUGGCGUUGUGCACAAAAGUUGAUGAUAUGUCAUUGAGGCAAAGGUUAUCUUUGACCUGUUUUUCUUUCCUUUUCUUUUUUCUUCUCUACAUUGUUCUCUUUGGCCAACAUGGACUAUGGGAUGGAAGGAUAGAUGAGGGUUUCUGAGGCAUCUCAGAAGCUACCUCU
Molecule: messenger RNA, 1247 nt
Organism: Pyricularia oryzae 70-15
Lineage: Eukaryota; Fungi; Ascomycota; Sordariomycetes; Magnaporthales; Pyriculariaceae
Exons: 2
Coding region: 364-993 (209 amino acids)
Source: RefSeq, a predicted model, not a curated record